Molecule: messenger RNA, 774 nt
Organism: Dermacentor albipictus
Lineage: Eukaryota; Metazoa; Arthropoda; Arachnida; Ixodida; Ixodidae
Source: RefSeq, a predicted model, not a curated record
AUGACUGCGGUGAUAUCGGCACGGACGCUGAAGCUUUCGCUCAACGUGCUGAAGAAGCGAGACAACUCGCCCGCGUCAGAAUCGCUCGGCAACAGGACUACGACGCUCAACGCUACAAUAUAUGUCGAUGAUUUUAUUGUGUUUGUGAAUGUUGAAAACGAGACAUGGAAACCGCUGUGCACGGAGUAUAACGCCCAGCACGGCGUAACUGCUCGCGACUUCAAACAAUUCAAGAAGUGCUGGGGAAACCUAAAACAGAAGUGGACGGAAGAAAAGUCACAAGAGAAGCGGAAGAUUUCGAAGACCGGAGGAGGACCAGCCCCUCCCAGCAAGACAACGUCGGUUUUGGUGGGAACUGUUGCAAGUCAUAUGGCCACCAGAAUACGAAAUGACGACGACUCGGACGGAGCAGUGUACCUGCCGCAUGUUCAAAGCGAACCAGUCAUCCGGCUGCUACAGCCGAUGAAUACAGGCUACGGCGUGCCUGUUUUGCAUUACUACGCCAACGAUGCGUCGAGCCAGCCACCCCAGGCUCCUUUUAGUGCUGGUGCAGACUCCACCAGAAAAGACAGUGCGCCACUCGACGCUGCGCAGGUUCCGAUUGCUACUACAAGACCAUCUAGUAGCACAAUGGCGCUAUUGGAAAAGACACUUUCGGAGGAAAACGACAUUCGCGUCAGUUUAAUGCGCGAGGAGCAUGAACUCCGAAUGAGGCUUUUGCAGGAGGGCCACGAUGACAUAUUAAAAAAAAAAGAAAUGGAAAGCAUAAAGUAA